Molecule: messenger RNA, 927 nt
Organism: Beauveria bassiana ARSEF 2860
Lineage: Eukaryota; Fungi; Ascomycota; Sordariomycetes; Hypocreales; Cordycipitaceae
Product: adaptin ear-binding coat-associated protein
Exons: 1
Coding region: 1-927 (308 amino acids)
Biological process (GO): endocytosis
Cellular component (GO): membrane; clathrin vesicle coat
Source: RefSeq, a predicted model, not a curated record
AUGGAGCUUCUUGAUCCCGCCACCGGCAGGCCCUUGCCCGCCGACGCCAUCCAGCGCGUGCUCUUCAUCGCCGAAAAGGUGCACGUCUACAGCAUCCCUCCCAUGGCGUCGAUGCGCGGCCACGUCGCCGCCUCUUGGACUACGGAUCCCUCGCGGCAAAUCUUUUCCGCCCGGAUCCGCGUCAUUGAGACAUCUUACGAUUCUUCUCCUUCUUCUUCUUCUUCCUCUCAGCUCAAAGUCGACACCGUACUAGAAGACCCCGCGACCGGCCAGCUCUUUGCCGCCUCGCCGUACGCGGACCCCGCGGCCGUCGACCCCGCAACCGACAGCUCCCGCUUCUUUGCGCUGACGGUGCGAGAUGAAGCAGGGCGCAAGGCCGUGCUGGGUAUUGGGUUUGAGGAGCGGCCCGAGGCGUUUGAUUUUGCUGUUGCGUUGCAAGAAGCGCGCAAGGCGCUGGGCUGGGAAGCGGCGGCGGCGGCGGUCGGCGGCGGUGGUGGUGGUAAUGGGCAACGGGCCGGAAGAGGAGGACAAGAGGAUAACAAGAUGGCGGCGGAGGCGGGGGGUGAUCCGCCGAAAGAUUAUAGCUUGAAGGAGGGUGAGACCAUUACCAUCAACAUUGGUGGCAAGUUUGGCCGCAGAAGACAACAGCAGCAGCAACAGGAGGCAGAGGGGAACAAGUCGGGCGCGAGCUUGCAGUCUUUUGCCCUGGCGCCUCCCCCAUCAUCAUCAUCAUCAUCAUUAUCAUCAUCAUCAUUGUCGUCGUCAUCGGCAGCGGCGGGCAGGCCUGAAGGAAGCACCAACAGCGUCGUGGGCGGUGACGGGGGGUUCGCGCUGCCGCCGCCGCCGAGCGCCCAGGAUGUAAAGUCGAAGCGCAGAUCGCUCAUGCAAAUGGGCUUUGACGAUGGUCAAUUCGGGGAAUUUGCAUGA